GAGAGCGAAACACGACACCCCGACAGAGGAAGGGGGGGUUGAGAGAACACGAAGUGAGUGAGUGAGUGGAAAAAGAAAAAGUCCGUGCCGGAGAAAGAGAGGCGCAGAGAAAGAGCAGAAAGAGUUCGCUUUGAGCUUUUUUGUUCCUGACACAGGCUCCAAUGUGGGUGAGGAUGAUGAUGUGGAGGAAGAGUCGACCACGCGACAACGUUACAACAAGCGGGAUGAAGAUUUAGUCGUUGCAUUCCGUUGCUCCAGCACCGACAAACGGCAGCACGAUUCCUCCAAACUUCGACCUGCGCCAUUCAGACCCGGGCGACUGGAUUUCCCCCCAGAGACUCCGGACAACUUUUUUCUCAUCACAGCCCCCGUACUUUCAAACUAAAACUUAGGUUUCAAACUUUUCCACCGCGCGCUAGUGAGCCGAGUUAAAACACUGGCGCUUAUGCAAAGUUAGCGGAUGUUUUUUGAACUUUUGAGCCGCCCGGGGAGGCUCUUUCUAAGAAGCCACUUGUGAGAACAACACCGGAGGAAAGAGUGGGGUGUCACUGCUAACUUCGCUAGCUAACUUUGCUAACGGCUGGCUAACUAGAGUCUAAAGUUACAAGCCGACGGAGAAAGUGUCUGAAGCAGCCCUCAGAAGACGACAACGAAGAUGAAAACCCCGGGGGACUCGGGGUUUGCCUUCCCAGAAUGGGCGUACAAGCCUGAGUCGAGCCCGGGCUCCAGACAGAUCCAGCUGUGGCACUUCAUUCUGGAGCUGCUGAGGAAAGAGGAGUACCAUGACGUCAUCGCCUGGCAGGGAGACUACGGCGAGUUUGUCAUCAAGGACCCAGACGAGGUGGCCCGACUGUGGGGGGCCAGGAAGUGUAAACCGCAGAUGAACUAUGACAAGCUCAGUCGAGCACUAAGAUACUACUACAACAAGAGGAUCCUGCACAAGACUAAAGGGAAGAGAUUCACCUACAAGUUCAACUUCAACAAACUCGUGCUGGUUAAUUACCCCUUCAUCGAUAUGGGCUCUGGUCGAGGAGUCCCUCAGAGCGCCCCACCAGUACCAACAGGGGGCACUCAUUUCCGUUUCCCCCCCUCCACACCGUCAGACGUUCUCUCCUCAAGCGAGGAGCUUCGAAGCCCCGGUAUGUUCAGCAGUGUGGCUCGCCGCAUGGCCCGCGGCUCUGUGAGCGACUGCAGUGAUGGCACCUCCACCAACUCUGAACUAGAGGAAGCUGUUGGAGCUGAUGAGCGGGGCGUGGGGCCUGACAGAGCCUUCAGGGGCCUCCUGCCUCCCCGCCUGCCUCAUGAUUCUCUCUUCAGAGUUUACGGUGGGGCCCCCAACCCAGCAGGGCUCCCCAGGCCUGCCCCUAGGGUCCACCCAGAGCCCCUGUCUCCAUUCCCUGUCUCCCCCCUGCCUGGCCCUGGAGGUCUCCUAGCCCCAACUCUGUCCCCAGCUCUGUCCAUGACCCCCACCCCUCACCUCUCCUACACCCCCUCCCCCUCCCUGUCCUCUCCCAUGAUGGGUUCCCACUUCUCUUUCAACCCAGAGGACAUGAAGCACUACCUGCAGGCCCACACCCAGUCCGUCUACAACUACCACCUCAGUCCGCGAGCCUUCCUCCACUACCCCAACAUCGUCAUCCCGCAGCCUCACCGCCCCACCCUGGAGAAGCCGGCCGCCCAUCACCUCCACGGCCCGCCCCUGCCACUCUCGCAUUCGCUCAGCCAGCAGCAGGGAGUCGGAGAGGACGGACAGCAGCACCCAUCGCCAUUCAAGUUCAAGCUGCAGCCGCCUCCACUGGGGCGCAAACAGAGAGAAUCAGGAAGCUCAUUGGCUGCUUCUUCUUCAUCCUCCAGCCAGUCCUCCUCAUUCUCAGGGUCGGCUCAUAUAAACAACGCAGGGCCUCCGAAGAUUAAGGUGGAGCCCAUAUCAGAUAUUGAGUCAGAAGAAGAGGUGGAGGUCACCGACAUCAGCGAGGAAGACGAGCUCAAUCACAUUGAUGAUGACGAAGAAGGUGACAUCUUCACACCGACACCUCGUCACAAUCAUCAUCAGCUCAACAACCACCAUCAAGCGAAUGGAAACGGGAGCAGCCUCUCUGCCCCCCCACAAAGCAGCCCAGAGGAAGACCCCGAUGACGAUGAGGACGUCUUUAAGACUCCCGCAACUCCUCCCAUCGGUAGCAGCGGCCUGACCUUCCCUCUCCUCAGCCUGAAGAGCGAACCUGGUCAGAUGGCUCCCAUCAGCCCUGGGGGCACACGCUGCAUCCCGCUCAAGCUGCGCUUUAAGCGCCGCUGGAGCGAGGACCAAAAGAUGGAGGCUGACGGAGAGAGGGAUGAGGCAGAGGACAAGAAAGUGAGGGCUGACGGAGAGGAGGAGAUGGAGGAGAAGAGAGAGGAGGCAGGCAGGAGAGGGGAGGAGAUGGAGAACGGGAAAGGAGGAAGGGGAGGAGGUGUUAUUUUGGGGUUGAUGCUCCCGCCACCUCCCACCCAGCGCAGAGCGAGUUCAGAGCUGCAGCGAGCUACAGCACAGCUGUCUCUGGAAAACACCGGCUGCUGAGUGGAUCCACGCACAUACAGAGGAUCCUUUUAAAAUACCAACACACAGUUUCUAAAACUUACAGGUAAACUUAUGUUGACCAUAAUGCCAGGUAGCUUUUUAUGGCCACCAAAACAUGCUCUGGUUCGACACAGUAACAGAAAGCCAGUGUUCCUCUGUUUUUAUUGGAAUAUUUCAAUGUAUUUAUGUAGGGCAUUGUGUUUUUGUGCAAUAAUGUCAGAAGGUUUCGGGGCACAGUCUUUGCAUAUGAUUUCACAGAAACAACAAUCUGCUCCCUAAAUACAUUGCAUCUGUUGCAGAGGUUUAGUAAAACAAACAUGACGAUGUUUUCUGCAGCAUGAGCAGCUUUUACUAUGUUCCGAAAGAAGCCACACUGCAUUAUGGUCGAUGUAAAACCAUAAAACAUAAAUGUGCCUAUUUAGCCUCCAAUGUACCGGACACAAUGUGCGCCUAUUUCCCUCUUAAACAUGAACACAGCAGCAGAGUACCUUUUUUUUUUUACAUUAGGCCUCUUUAAGAGUAUGAGACAGUUCCUAACAUCUUUUAAGCAUAGCACAUUGCCUUUAAAAUGCCUCCUCACUCUCAUCGUGCCAGUUAUGCCAUAAAACUCUUCACCUGUGUGCCCCAGGUUAUGUCUUUAGAGGGUCUGUUGUUUAUCUAGUACAGCCAAACAACCCCUCUAAAGAGGAAAGAGGCAGUCUCACUUGUACAGCAGUAGAUUUAAUUAAUUAUUCCACCACAUCUGGCUUAUUUGAAGUUGGUAAGCCCCCCCCCCCCCCCCCAUUAUGUCCUCAUUUGUACUCACAUAACAGACUGAUCCUUAUGUUACUAAAAACUUUGAACAGCCCUGAUAGAGAUUACAGAAGUGCCUCUCUGUCUGCACCCAUCACCAUGCAGUCGUUUACAAGAUGGAGGGAAGUAGGAAAAAAAAACUUGCUCCGAUGAAUCUUAAAGGCUGAAGAGGGAUGUUUUUUCUCCUUUCAAGAGGUGAUAAGAAAGAACUCUUCAAUCACAAUCUUUUCCCCAGGAACUAGCUUGGACACUACAGAACUGCUUUGUGAGCGGGCCUUUCAUCCUCAGCUCAUCACUACAAUGUAAAAAAAGACUUAAAAAGAGGAUAAGAUCCUAAGAACAGUCAAAGUCUGAGAUGAAGAAGAUUUUGAUGAACUCUGUCCUCACACAGCGUUGAAAGACUUUCAUAGACUGAGAAUUCAACAUGGUUUCCACUGUACAGAAAAAAACAGCUGGCUUUCUGAGGAAAAGCUGGAUCUUUCGUUACUUUUCUCAUCACUUGUAGAGGAAACGAGGAAGCAGCUUUUUGCAAGGCUGUAAUUACACACACUUGUCUCUGGAUUUGUGUGCGUGGACCCACAGCCUCGAGGAUACAGAGGGCGUCCCUGCUUGACUCCGCACAAUCUCAGAGGGGUAAUCGUGGUGUUUUCCCCCCUCACACAUACAGAUCAACAGCUCUCUUCUGCAUUCCCCCUGUUUAUUUUUUUAUUGUUUUUGAUGCUUGUGCCUCAUACAGACUUGGACAGUAUUUUUGGGCAUUUGCAGUGAUUUAAGGACUUUUAAUCUGUUUAUGUGAUGUUUCGAAGAAGAGACAAUUGAGAGGAACCAUGUAAUGAAUGUGGAGCAUCAAGGUUAACUCAGGCAAAAUCUUUACUGAGAUAUCAAGAAACAAACUUAUUUUUACAAUGGUGUUUUAUUCUUUUGGUUUAACAUAAAAAAGCCCAUUUUAACGAACAAAGAUGAAUAAGAUUGUGCCUUUUUCUAAGCCAACAUUAGUUUUAUGAAACACCCCCAGUGAAAUGUUUAUCACACUCACACAAAACCAACAUGCCUUCAGCUUUUUGUAAGAGAGAUACAGAAAAAGUAAAUCUACACAUAUAUAUUUUAUUCAAAUAUAUAUUGAAUUCAAAUAUUAUAUUUCAAUAUGGUCAUUUGAUACAAAUCAGAGGAGAAUCCUACUAUUUUUAAUGGUAAAGAUGUGUAUAUAUUCUAAUGGGCAUAUUAUAAUUACCAGUAUAAUUCAGCCUUUGCCUUCUCACCCUUGCCUUCUCUUGACCGUUGAGCUGCAGUGACAAAAGCCCACCGCUGUCAGAGUUUUAUAUUUAUAUUGUUAAAAUAAAAAAAAAAAAACAGUUAUUGUGUAUUCAGGGGAUGGAGGGGAAAAAAAGCCGUGGGUUGAGUUUACCUUGUUGGGAGGUGUUUGAUUCUGCAUACCUUAAAUAGCAGCCGGAUGGGGUUUACAAAGUCACAAACAGGGGAGCCACACUUUUUGUCCAAAUCAAACUAGUAAACCCCACCCAACUGCAACAGUUAAACACAAUCUGCUCAGAAACAAUGGCAGCACAGGUUGUAACGGGAUGCCGGUACUUAGCUCAGGGCACACUGAUUCUGAUUGGACAACACAGACGAGUUAGAGGGCCACAGCAGCUGAUAAGACCAGGCAUAAGAGCGUGGACUCUGCUCUCAGUUCAUGCUCUGUGAGUGUGCAUGGGCCAGCCUGAACCCUGCCCACAUGCUCGCACACGCCAUCCUGGUUAGAGCGAAGCUUUACUGUGGCUAGAAGAAAGGGAAACAUGACAUCACAAGUGACAUCAGACGCCCCCACAGUCUCCGGCAUAGACAGCAAACUGUAGAAGCUACACACAUUUAAAGACACACUCUCAGAGGAAAUUACAUCACAAAACCUCUGUGGAGAGAGAGGGACUUCCCAUGAUCUGACUCGCUCAUUUUGAACAGUGUUAGUGCGCUUGUGUCUGAGAGUGUGGUUUUCAUGGUUGUAGCACUCUACGCAUACACAUCUAAUUAUUUAAUACUGUUUGAAAGGCCACAUGGUAUAUAUAGUCUGUGCCUGGGUUGCUUAGUCUCAAAUUUAUCCUCCAACCAACUCGUCGUGUUUGUAAAUUAAACACACAGCCACUUUAAAGAAGUUCUGUCCUCACUAGGGACAAAAACUUGACCCUCCUAGUAUGGGUGUUUUUCCUGCCUCCUCUAUCUGACGGUAAACUUUAGGGACAUAAAUAAGUCACUGAGCUGUACCGGAACGUUACACUUGCGCUGCUUUACCUGUUGUGGCUUCUAAAACUCAAAGAGAGGGAGAGAGAUUCAGUUUUCCUGCUCGGUUGAUAUUUCAACCUCAGACAUUGUUCUUAACAUGUUCUCCUGUAUUUUUCACACAUAUUACUGUUACUCUUGUAAUUAUUAUAUUAUUAACUUGAGUAUUUUUUUGAUUCUUUUGUAUCCUCUUGCCAUGGCCCCUGCUCUCCUCUCCACGAAUUCCUGUUUUUUUGUGAGUUAUUGUUCCACUUUGCACUCUUUUCCCAUGAACUUCAACCAGUUGGCUCCAGUGCAGUCUUUUUAUUUUAUUUUAAUUUUUGUACUCAUGCUGAUUUUAUAACCAUGUUACCAUGGACAAGAGGAGGGUCACAUAAUCCCCACAUGAUAUACAGCAGGGGAAAAAACAUUUGUUUUCAUUUUUUGAUGUUGUGUAUAUAUAUAUUUUUUUCCAAUUUUGGAGGAAUCUGUAAGAAAAAGAGCUUUGUACCGUUUAACCAUUGUAUUGUUUGAGAAGUCCUCUCUCCGGUCCUCUCUGUCUCUCCUCUCUCGUCCGCCUCGACGGUGAGCUGUCACUCCAGAGGAGAGACUGAGACUUCUUGUUUUUAUCACGGAGGAACCACCUGUACUUAUGUUUCUCUUCUAUCUGUUCAUCUUCAUUUGUAAUUAAACAAUAAUCAGGGUUCAUUAAAAAAGGUUA
Molecule: messenger RNA, 6320 nt
Organism: Cheilinus undulatus (humphead wrasse)
Lineage: Eukaryota; Metazoa; Chordata; Actinopteri; Labriformes; Labridae
Gene: erf
Product: Ets2 repressor factor
Exons: 5
Coding region: 656-2557 (633 amino acids)
Biological process (GO): regulation of transcription by RNA polymerase II; cell differentiation
Cellular component (GO): nucleus
Molecular function (GO): DNA-binding transcription factor activity, RNA polymerase II-specific; sequence-specific DNA binding
Source: RefSeq, a predicted model, not a curated record